Wyeomyia smithii (pitcher-plant mosquito) is the source of this 1536-nucleotide messenger RNA. RefSeq names its product dynactin subunit 2 (gene DCTN2-p50). Gene Ontology annotation, cellular component: centrosome; cytoplasm; dynactin complex. NCBI's taxonomy places the organism in Eukaryota, Metazoa, Arthropoda, Insecta, Diptera, Culicidae. Gene Ontology annotation, biological process: mitotic spindle organization. Bases 139 to 1284 code for a protein of 381 amino acids. The transcript has 3 exons. The record is from RefSeq and is a predicted model, not a curated record.
CAAAUUGACAUAUCAUUGUUUUGUUAAAAUCUCGGUGAUGUCAUCUAGUUUUUGGUGUUUUUCACCUUCAAAUUAACAUUUUCAAAUAUAUCUGUGCGAGUUUGUGCCCUUUGAAAUAACAUUCAUUUAAAGCUUAAUAUGGCUGAUCCCAAGUUCCAGUUCUUACCGUACAUCGCUCACGAUCAACCGGACGUUUACGAAACGCCAGAUGUCCCAGAAUCGGAAACAUCCGAUUUCUACGAUGAAGAACCCUCGAAUGAAAGUAUCGAGCGUCUGCACAUAUCAACAAAAGAUUCGUACAACAAAUUCAAAGGGAAAUAUCUAACCGGAAACGUCGAUUUUAGUGACCGGAUUGGCAAGAAGUUCCGCGUUGGAUACGAUGCCCGUAGCGGGGAAUGGGAUUUGGCUGGAGAUGGCGAACAGGAAACUCCGCUUCAAAAAUGUCUUCGUCUACAAUGCGAAAUGAAUGAGCUGAUGGAGGAAAUAGCGGUUUCCCAAGCGGAUGCCAACAAAAGUAAGGAAGAAAAAGCCUCUUACGCGGCUGUGUUUGAAGCUGUUGGCACCGCCAAAAAAGUACUGGAUAGCUUGAAACUUGAACAAGCAAUCGGCAGUGAGGUGAUCUCUGCCGGAGGGGAUGCUGAAGCAAAAGUACUUUUGGCGAAGAUUGAGGAAUACAAGAAGUCCGGUGGUGCCGAUCCUAAUAAAACCAUAACUGAGUUAACUUACAUCACACGAAUCGCCGAAUUGGAACAUCGUUUACAUUUGCUAGAAACAGCUGUCGGUGCUAAGCCGGAGAAAAUAAGUCGACUGGCCGGGUCCGCUGGAGCGGGAAAUCUGAUCGAAGCUGUGCAAGCUAUUUCGGCGAAAGCUGCACUGCUCCAACCCCAGCAACUGGAUUUGAUCGAGGCUCGGUUGGGAAAUUUGGUUCAGAAAAUGACCGCCAUCGAGGAAAAGUCCUCGGCGGAAGGGCAGGAUGCUAAUCGAGAGCAAAAGAUUUUGGAACUGUACGAAAUAGCUAAAUCAACCGAACCGAUUGUGCAAAUUUUGCCCGACAUGUUGCAACGCAUGCAAACGUUGGAGUCGCUUCAUAAAUACGCAACUAAUUUCAGUAAGCUGUUUGCUGAACUGGAAUCAAGUCAAGCCAGUAUUCUGAAUGGAAUUGCUGGCAAUAAGGCGCUCCUGAGUGGGGUGCAAGAAGCGUUUGCACAAAACAUCGAAAAUGUGAAUAAAGAGGUUAAAAAGCUGGAAGAACGAAUGAAGACUUUGCAAACGAAGGUAAAGUAAAUCAUUCCCUACCCAAGCAUAUUUCAUACUGAAGGCUCAUAUGCCGAACAUGAUCUAAGUUAAUCGAAGUUGUACUCAAUUAUUGUGUCUAACAUAACAUAUAAUUAUAUUUAUUCUCAGUAAAAUCACGAAAUCAAAUGAAAACUUUCAUUAGAAAUGUCCGGUCAAAAGAUGACUUUCAGUUCAAAAUAGGAUUAUUUGGAAGUGUGAUAAUAAUAAAACGUUCAAUUAAUAAACGCGAUAUACUUACUA